Molecule: messenger RNA, 1014 nt
Organism: Plodia interpunctella (Indianmeal moth)
Lineage: Eukaryota; Metazoa; Arthropoda; Insecta; Lepidoptera; Pyralidae
Gene: Ak2
Product: Adenylate kinase 2
Exons: 4
Coding region: 168-896 (242 amino acids)
Biological process (GO): ADP biosynthetic process
Cellular component (GO): mitochondrion; cytoplasm
Molecular function (GO): AMP kinase activity; ATP binding
Source: RefSeq, a predicted model, not a curated record
UUUUGUUCGACGUCACCCACCUCACCUCACCCGCCUCCCGCUCGCUGCCGGCUGGCUCACAUUUCCUUUUCUAUCACACUGUGUUGAUGUUCGUUCGUCCUUUGUAUAAGCGUCGUCAUUCGGUGUCAUCUAAAAACAUCUAAUUUAGAGUACCUAUCUUGUUCGAUAUGGCUCCAGCAGCUACAGCGGUGAAACCUCAACCUGAAGAUGACCCUACUGGGAUCAGAGCAGUGUUGUUGGGCCCGCCGGGUUCGGGUAAAGGUACUCAGGCCCCGCUUCUCAAACAAAAAUAUUGUGUAUGCCAUUUGUCUACCGGCGACAUGCUCCGGGCGGAAGUUUCCUCUGGUUCUGAAUUGGGUCGUCGUCUCAAGAAAGUUAUGGAUGAAGGCAAGUUGGUCUCAGAUGAGAUGGUGGUAGACAUGAUUGACAAGAACUUAGACCAGCCAGAGUGCAAAAAUGGGUUCCUAUUGGAUGGCUUUCCUAGGACUGUGCCACAGGCACAAAAGUUGGAUGACUUGCUGGCAAAGAGAAAAACAGAGCUAGAUGCCGUUAUUGAGUUUGGAAUCCAGGACAGUUUGCUUGUUAGGAGGAUCACUGGCAGACUAAUACAUCCGCCCAGUGGGCGCAGUUACCAUGAAGAGUUCCACCCGCCCAAGAAGGCCAUGACUGACGACGUCACUGGCGAGCCUUUGAUCAAAAGGUCCGAUGAUAAUGUUGAGGCUCUAAAGAAACGGUUAGCUACAUAUCACGCGCAAACCGUCCCACUUGUUGACUAUUACAUGAGAAAAGGUCUUCACUAUAGAGUAGAUGCCUCAAAAUCAGCUGAUGAUGUUUUCAGUAAAAUUGACAACAUCUUCAAAAGUCGGAUUUUUGGCCGGCAACGCGCCGCCCUGUAAAUAUUGUUUAAGUAAAAGUGUACAAACUUAUUUUUUUUAUAUCAUGUGACCGUUAUUAGGUUGUCUGUUUAUAUUAGAGACUAUUUCUUAAUGAAUACAGUGAACUGGUAUUACAGUA